This is a messenger RNA of Linderina pennispora, 1248 nucleotides long. RefSeq names its product Ran-binding-domain-containing protein. Bases 1 to 1248 code for a protein of 415 amino acids. NCBI's taxonomy places the organism in Eukaryota, Fungi, Kickxellomycota, Kickxellomycetes, Kickxellales, Kickxellaceae. Gene Ontology annotation, molecular function: GTPase regulator activity. The transcript has 4 exons. Gene Ontology annotation, cellular component: cytoplasm; nucleus. The record is from RefSeq and is a predicted model, not a curated record.
AUGGACGAACUCUUUUCCAGCCUUGCCAUGCAAACCGUCAAGCUGGUCGGCAAGGCAGCAUUCGGUGCUGCCAGUUCGAUCGCUAUGAAGCGCGUCACCGAAUACGUCAAGAGCCUGCCAGAGCUCUCCUCCAAGGGGCCAUCCGAGCUGGAUCAACUACGCUCCCGCUUUGCCUCCAAGCUGCGCAUUGUGACGCCAGCCAUCGACCUGAUCGAGAUCAUCGCAGCGCGCGGGCACUCGACGAUGACGAGCGUUUUGCAGCUGACGCAUGGGCUGCGGCGGGAUAUUGUGAAGUUUAGCGAAAAGCUAGAAAGGCUGGAAGCGGCAGGAGCAAAGCGGGCGGAGCUAAGCUUGCUGGCUAAGAUUGAGGAAGCUGUACCGCUGCUGAAUUUGGCGCUGACGACAUCAGGGAGCGCACUUGGGCGGAGCGAUGCCAGCAGGCGUGUCACCGGGGCGGCUGAUGCAGGCAUCAGUACUCCGUUUUCACUGAGGCUGUAUAGCCUGUUUGUGGGCUCUGUGAGACCAAAGACACGGAACGACUUCACGUGGAAGGAGGAAUACGCAAAGUGCCAGGCGGAGCUGUGGCGGGUGCCGGCCGAUGAUAAGGAGGCGGCUGAUGCACUGCAGUACGAGCUGCGGAUCAUUGAGGAUCUGAAUGACGGCAGGUACCACGAGGACGAGGAAGCCAGUGACAAGGUUACUCUGGCGGCGGGCAGCACGGUGAAGCCCGGGCGAGUCAUGCGCAUGCGACUGGACAGCAUUGCCAACAUGCACUAUACGUCGGCGGGCUCGCUGCUCAACAUCGAGGAGUCGAACUCGCCAGUGCUGGUGGUGCAUUUCCAGACCGGAGCAGGCAGAAAUUACGAUGGUGAGAGCGACGAAGGCGAAGAAGACGCACAGACCAUCCGAGAGUCGCAGGUUGACAAGUGGUACGCGCUGGAGGUGCUGGACGAGGCCGACGAUGCACCUGACGGCUCGGAGAGCGACAGCGACUCUGAGGACGACUCUGCCGAGCCCCUGCUGGAGUACAUGGUGCGCCUGGCAGCUGUCGAGAUGAGCGAGCAGAUGUCGCACCUCGAGGUACCCGACGAGAAGCUGAGGCUGUAUCUGACUGAUGCGCCUGUUGAGACCAACGUCGCCAUGCGCAUUCCUGGCGCUCAGUCGCUGGCGGCUACGCCGCAGAGGUCGCGCAGCUCGGUGCUGGCCAGCAAAGAGCAGUCGGCAGUCGGUAGCCCCCGCCGGCUGUGA